AUGUUUGCUCUCACCAACGUCACUGCGCUCGACUUAUGCCUUGCUUGUGUCGGAGUAUAUCUGCUUAAGCAGGUCUUCAACAAGAAGAACCCUCCAUAUCCCCCUGGUCCUCCGGGGUGGCCUAUCAUCGGGAAUGUCCUGGACAUGCCCUACAUCAGGCCAUGGCUCACCUUCACGGAGUGGGGCGAAAAGUAUGGCGACAUUUCGCAUAUUAAUGUUCUGGGUCGACACAUCGUGGUGCUGAACUCUGUCAAAACUGCGAUGGACAUGCUGGACAACAAGAGCAUCAUUUACUCCGACCGUCCUAUUCUUCCUGUUGGCGGCGAACUUAUUGGCUGGAAGAACGUUAUGGUUCUCCUCCCUUAUGGCGACCAUCUGCGCCGGCACCGCAAAAACUUCCACGGCGUCAUUGGCACCCGCGCCGCUGUGGCCAUAUACAACCCGGUCGUGGAGGUCGAGACUCACCGAUUCCUCAAGCGUGUGCUCGCGAAACCCGAUCAACUGCAGGCACAUGUUCGACACACCGCUGGCGCUGUGAUUCUGCGCAUCUCUCAUGGUUACGAGGUGAAAGAGAACGACGAUCCCUUCGUUGACCUUGCAGACCGCGUUAUGAACCAGUGGUCGCGUGCCACCGCCCCUGGCGCUUUCCUGGCUGAUGUCAUGCCAUUUUUGAUCAAGGUCCCUGAAUGGUUCCCCGGUGCUGGCUUCAAGCGUCUGGCCCGCAAAUGGCACGACAACCUUGAAGAAUUGGUUUGUGCACCGCACAAGUUCGUCGUGGAUCAGAUGGCUGCUGGCACUGCCCCGGAGUCUUUCACAUCGAAUCUGUUGAGAGGCGGUAGUUUGUCAGCGGAAGACGAGCACAUUGUGAAGUGGUCUGCUGCAGCCCUGUACGCCGGUGCUUCUGACACAACUGUCUCUACUAUCAAUGCGUUCUUCCUAGCUAUGACGCUGUUCCCUGACGUGCAGAAGAAGGCUCAGGCUGAAAUAGAUGCUAUCAUCGGUCCUGAUCGUCUUCCCUCAUUCGCCGACCAAGACACUCUCCCCUACAUGGAAGCGUUUGUUAAAGAGACCCUACGAUGGCAUUCUGUUAUCCCUACCGGUUUUGCCCACUGCGUAUCUCAGGACGACAUCCAUGACGGGUACUACAUCCCGAAAGGUUCCUUGAUCAUGACUAACAUCUGGUUCAUGAUGAAUGACCCGAAGAGAUAUGCUAACCCUUCGCAAUUCAAUCCUGAACGCUUUUUAGGCAAGGAGCCUGAGACAGACCCGCGCACGAUCUGCUUCGGUUUUGGAAGACGUAUUUGUCCUGGUAAUUACCUUGCUGAAGCCUCUGUCUGGUUGUCCGCUGCGAUGUCACUGGCCGUGUUCGAUAUCUCGAAGGUCGUCGAGAACGGUAUUGAGAUCACCCCUGAGGUUGAUCCGAUAUCAGGCACAAUCAGCCACCCUAAACCAUUCAAGUGUUCCAUUAAGCCUCGCUCUUCAAGAGCCGUCGCGCUCAUUGAGCAGGACGUUGGCUAUUAA
Molecule: messenger RNA, 1521 nt
Organism: Suillus plorans
Lineage: Eukaryota; Fungi; Basidiomycota; Agaricomycetes; Boletales; Suillaceae
Product: cytochrome P450
Exons: 11
Coding region: 1-1521 (506 amino acids)
Molecular function (GO): heme binding; iron ion binding; monooxygenase activity
Source: RefSeq, a predicted model, not a curated record